UCAUUAAUGUGUUAUUAUACUGUUUGUUGAAGGAGAUCCUGGCUCACUCAUCAUUUUCGUUUGCUAAUUAAAUGUGUUUAUGUAACAAAACUUACAUGGAUGAAAGAUUGAUGUAACACUAAGGGAGCUACAUUAUGUCUGUCUUGAGCUCAGACAUGAAAACUAAUGGUUUUAAGUUGAUGAGAUUGAUUGUUGAUGUUGGUGGAGAAGCUUUAAGAAUAACAUUGAGGAAACAACUGUCAGAAUUUUGUUUGAAAUCUUUGGAUAACCUCAAAGCUGAAGGUGUAAACUAUGACAUCAUCAAACAUGUGUCAGUGAGGUAUUCAGUUAAGUAUUGGUUGCUUCAUUUACUUGAUAUUUCUGAUAAUGAUUAUAUCGUUGAAAAUGUUGGUAAAUAUCUUGUUGACUUGGAAGUUUUAGUUGCUUCUGUGUUGGUUGAUGGUCGUCGGACUUUUGAAAAUUUUGAGUUAUUCAACGCACAUGAUGUGUACUUUCUUGUUUCUGAGGAGAUUCGAUUGUUAUUUAAUGAAGUUUAUUCUGUGAUAACGUUCUCUAAGGUCUUUGACAAUAAGGUAUCUUUUUUGCAAUACGUUGCCAACGACGUCAAAGAUCUGUCGUCGCAAGCAACCACAAUGCUUCAAACACGUUUCAAAGAUUCACCAUAUCUAGAGGACAAAAACAUGGGUUUUGUACGAUUAUUACGAUUAUUUCAUUGGUUGAUUUCUGUUGAUGUUUCACAAAAUCAUGAUUACGUCGUGUGUGGUUAUAAAGGAUUCAUCGUGCAACUUUUUUCAUUGAGAACAAACACGUGUUUAUGGAUAAAAAAUAUUGCUGGUCAGUUUAAGCAAUAUGAAGAGGAAAAUUGUUGCGUUGUCUUUCAUCCAUUCGAAGAUUUGAUUUUUGCUUCCCAGCUUGAUAAGAUACUGAAUAUUAAUGGUAAAAUUUCCUUCAGUCCGUUCCAUUGUGAUGAUUCUACUUCUAAGUUCUUUACCAACAAAUGUUUUUCUAAGGACAAGUGCACAAUGGUCACUAGUUACAAAGAUACUUUGACAGUAUGGGACGUUGACAAAGGUGAGAAGAAACGUAGUAUUAGAUGUAAUAAUGUGACCUCACUGUGUUUUUCUAAUUCUGGAAGAUAUUUGUGUGUUAUUGAGGAAGAAAGAGAUGUUCAAAUAUUUGAUGUAACGAAUAAUUAUAAAACAUUCGUUUACUACGAUCAUUUACUGUCUGGUAAUUUAAGUGAGCCUGGUAUUUUCUUCACUGUUGGUCUUCAUUCUUGGUGUUGUGGUUGGCCUCCUUUUUUCCUGAGUGAACCUUUCAUUUUAAAUCCCACUGGAGAGAAACUUCCUGAUUUUGAUCCUGAUUCCCAAACUUUGUUUUUUCCUCUUGAUCCUUAUGAUGAGAACAGAUCAAGCUUUUCUUUUGAUAGAGCAGGAAAGUAUUAUUUUAUCUUGUAUAACAACAAUGUUCUUUUGUUUAAUUACAGAUAUGACUUUUAUCUUUGUUUAAUUCCGCGUGCAUGUUUAACUAACAGUUACAGUAUUUAUAACGAGAAAUUUUGCUCAAAUGGAAAAUUUCUGUAUUGGAGCAAUAAAGAAAAUUCAAGGAUAGUUCUAUACAAUCUUAAAACAUUUGACUGUGUUGUCAAGGAUGGUUUUUUUAGUGACAUGGUUGCUGUAGAAAAUGGAGUUAUUUUGCUUACCGCAAAAAAUAUUCCUGAGCUUUGGAAUAACGAUUUGACAAAACUUGUCUAUAGUUUUGAUGAACUAAAAGGUACAAACAAAAUUUUUGAGGUGAGUGAUGUAUCAUUUGCUUGUCAAAAAACUGAUUCUUUUGUGUUUUUCAGUGUAGAAAACAAGCGAAAAGAAAUAUCAGUGAAUUUUAAAAAUUAUCGAAAUGUGCACGUAUUUGCAUGUAGCUCUAAGUAUCACGUGUCGGAUGAUUUACUGUAUGUGGCAUGAAGACAAACUUGUUAAUGGUUGGAAUGACGUAAUUAGGAAGGAAAUGAAAAAUUUAAUCGCCGACAAAGACGUUGAAUGGGAGUACCUGUGUUAUAGGACUCCCUGUAUAACUUACGCAGAUUAUUCACCUUCAGCAGAUAAAUUAUUAAUAGGUAAACCAGAGCUGUAUGUGAAAUUCUUUAACGUUAAAAACCUA
Xenia sp. Carnegie-2017 is the source of this 2157-nucleotide messenger RNA. RefSeq lists its product as uncharacterized. The transcript has 3 exons. Lineage: Eukaryota; Metazoa; Cnidaria; Anthozoa; Malacalcyonacea; Xeniidae. The record is from RefSeq and is a predicted model, not a curated record. The coding region runs from base 135 to 1961 and encodes 608 amino acids. Gene Ontology annotation, molecular function: protein binding.